AUGUUUGGUUGGAGUAGUGCGAUCGGGCUCCCCGCAAUCUUGUCGGACCCCGACAGAGAACGCUCUCCCCCACCUCCAUUAAACUCCCUCGACUUCCCCAUCUACCGCCUCCCCGCCGUCCCCGACGAGCCCUCUGAAGACUCGCUGCGGAAUCUUCAGGCCGUCCUUGCCUCUAUCCGCCGUCCCCAAGACAUUACCACCGACAAAUUCAGAGACCUCAACCUCAAACUCGAGACUGACGUGCCAUUGUCCUCAAUUGUGCGUCACGAUGGCGCGAAGACGGCGCCUCCGCUGCCCUGGGAACUGGACUCCCCCAAGCCCUCUCUCGGGUCGCCGCUCCCGGCCGACGGGACCCCUAUCUUUCUGGAAAACGGAAACCCGUACCCGACCAGGGACAAAUACGAGCUACUCGAAAACGAACUGCUACUGGAUAAUGACGAUGCCUUCCGGGAGGUUGCCCGAUUGGAACCCCGCGCUGGCCGCGAACGGGUGCGAGUGACGCAGACCAGGAAGUUUUGGACGGCGCUGGAGCGGAUGUCACAAUACUGGGAUGAUAGCAUGGAUCAGUACUACGACCGGGCCAAAUCGCCGGAACCGAGUGAGAAGAAGGCGGACGACGCCGAAGCGGCUGGGGACACGGAGACCACCGCCGAAACAACGCCAAUGGAAAUAGACCCGCCGACAAACACGUCUACACAAGACAAGGCCGAACCGGAACUUGUCAAGAAGUACAAAGGACGUCGCAUUGCCGCCGGCCAAGCCAUGCCAGAAGACAUCCGCGACGAGACUAUCCGCGCCCUAACCGAGAUGGCGGCGUGGCCAUUCGGCUGCCAGGCCUCCCUCCCCAUGAACCCUCCCAAGCUCUUACUCGGGACGCUCCUGUUCCCCGUCCGACAGACCUUCCAGGCAACCCGCUCCCCCAAAGACCGCCAACUCGCCCGCAACGGUAUUCUCGAAGGGCCCGUCUUCGUCGCUCAAUGCCGCCCCGAAACCGUCUUCCGCGCCCCUGGCGAAACACACGGGUAUGGACUCGGCGAUACCUGCGACCUCGUCCGUGAGGUAGGCGCUAUGCUCCUGGCCGCUCAGGAACGCGCGCGAGAGGGCGCUAUCGAGGUCAGACCCGGGGAGGGAAAAUGGUGGACGACGAAGCCCCGAUGGGGUGGUGCACCUAAUGAUGCGAUUGGCGAUAGUGUGCGCGUAACAAAUGAGCAGGAACGAGAAGCGGCCGCGCUGACGGGGCGUGCACGCUCGGGGUCCCGGCCGCAGCCGCCAGGGCUACGCCGGCCUGGGUUGCGUCGGGCAAUGAGCAGUAGCGACAAAUGGAAGAUUAUCCAGCCAGGACCGAGUCUCUGGGAUAAGCGCAUGCGGUAUAUUCAGAUUGGACGGGACAGGGAGUGUCCGUUUGACGAUAUCUACAUGCUCUCGUCAAUAAACCACCAUCUCUCAAUUCUGCACCUCCGCAUCCACCGCCGCUACCUCGAUAUCAUCACAACCGGGAGAAGCACUGUCCCUCCGACCUCGAACGACGAGUCACACCCCUGGCAUAUCCUCAAGCUGCGGCGUACAAGGUGGUACGAUCUAUUCGACGCCCAGGACCGCGUCGACGUCUUCCGGGGUAUCUGGACGAUUUUCCAUGUCAUGCUCCGUGCACCUCGUCCGCCUGAGGCUAUGCCACCGGCUAGUCUUCCACCCAUCACUCCGGUUGAUCCGGCAGUUGUUUAUCGGAGUUUGCCGUUGGAGUCCGUUUAG
Aspergillus nidulans FGSC A4 is the source of this 1749-nucleotide messenger RNA. RefSeq lists its product as uncharacterized. Bases 1 to 1749 code for a protein of 582 amino acids. The transcript has 3 exons. The record is from RefSeq and is a predicted model, not a curated record. NCBI's taxonomy places the organism in Eukaryota, Fungi, Ascomycota, Eurotiomycetes, Eurotiales, Aspergillaceae.